Molecule: messenger RNA, 2062 nt
Organism: Hydractinia symbiolongicarpus
Lineage: Eukaryota; Metazoa; Cnidaria; Hydrozoa; Anthoathecata; Hydractiniidae
Product: elongator complex protein 3
Exons: 8
Coding region: 89-1735 (548 amino acids)
Biological process (GO): tRNA wobble base 5-methoxycarbonylmethyl-2-thiouridinylation
Cellular component (GO): nucleus; elongator holoenzyme complex; cytoplasm
Molecular function (GO): iron-sulfur cluster binding; acyltransferase activity, transferring groups other than amino-acyl groups
Source: RefSeq, a predicted model, not a curated record
UCAUUUUUGCACUCCGCGAUCAAAUGAGCAGCCGUGAUUAUAUAGUCUGAAAAAUGACCAGCAACUGUCGAUAAUCAAGAAUAAAACAAUGAAGAAAAAGAAGGAUCUUGGAUUAUCUCGGUCAGAAUUAAUGUUGAAAACAAUUACAGAGAUUAUCAGUGAAUUAAUCAGUGCGCAUGAAAAAAAAGAAGAUGUAAAUUUGAACAAAUUAAAAAGUUCAGUUUCUCGAAAAUAUGGACUUGCGUCACAACCAAGACUUGUUGAUAUAAUUGCUGCUGUGCCUGCAAACUACAAAAAAGUAUUGCUUCCAAAACUGAAAGCAAAACCUGUUAGGACAGCAUCUGGGAUUGCUGUUGUGGCUGUCAUGUGCAAACCACAUCGCUGUCCACACAUUAGCAUGACUGGAAAUAUAUGUGUUUACUGUCCUGGUGGACCAGACUCGGAUUUCGAAUACUCAACACAGUCAUACACAGGGUAUGAACCUACAUCAAUGAGAGCAAUACGAGCUCGCUAUAAUCCUUUUCUACAGACACGUCAUCGAGUAGAACAGCUGAAAUCAUUGGGCCACAACGUUGACAAAGUUGAGUUUAUUGUGAUGGGUGGGACAUUUAUGGCAUUAGAUGAAGAAUAUCGAGAUUAUUUUAUACGUAAUCUCCAUGACGCCUUAUCUGGUCACACAAGUAGUAAUGUAGAAGAGGCUGUGAGAUAUUCAGAGAAGAGUAAAACAAAAUGUAUCGGUAUAACAAUAGAAACGCGACCAGAUUAUUGUUUGAAAAGACAUUUGAGCUCAAUGUUGAUCUAUGGUUGCACUCGCUUAGAGAUAGGUGUACAAAGUGUCUAUGAAGAUGUGGCUAGAGAUACAAAUCGUGGGCACACUGUGAAAGCUGUUUGCGAAUCCUUCCAGCUUGGCAAAGAUUCUGGUUACAAAGUGAUAGCACAUAUGAUGCCCGACCUUCCAAAUGUUGGACUUGAACGAGACAUUGAACAAUUUAUAGAAUUUUUUGAAAACCCAGCAUUUCGAGCUGAUGGCUUAAAAAUAUAUCCAACAUUAGUGAUUAGAGGUACUGGGCUAUACGAACUUUGGAAGACAGGGAGAUAUAAAAGCUACCCACCUGGAACAUUGGUUGACUUGGUUGCACGUAUAUUAGCUCUUGUACCUCCAUGGACAAGAGUGUAUCGUGUUCAACGUGAUAUACCGAUGCCACUUGUAACAUCUGGUGUUGAGCAUGGCAACCUAAGAGAAUUAGCUCUCGCACGAAUGAAGGAUUUUGGCACUGAGUGUCGCGAUGUGCGUACAAGAGAAGUGGGUAUACAAGAAAUACACAAAAAUGUCCGUCCUUAUGAGAUUGAAUUGAUCCGAAGAGAUUAUGUUGCCAAUGGAGGUUGGGAAACUUUCUUAUCUUAUGAAGAUCCUGAUCAAGACAUUUUGGUUGGGUUGCUUCGACUGCGCAAAUGUUCAGAUGAAGUGUUUAGACCAGAACUAAAAGGUGGUUGUUCAGUGGUGCGCGAACUUCAUGUUUAUGGAAGCGUUGUACCUGUCAGUUCGCGUGAUCCUACCAAGUUCCAACAUCAGGGUUUUGGUACACUGUUGAUGGAGGAAGCAGAAAACAUUACAAGGAAUGAACAUUUCUCGAAAAAGAUAGCUGUUAUCUCUGGUGUCGGUACUAGGGAUUAUUAUCGUAAGCUAGGAUAUGAGCUUGAUGGGCCGUACAUGUCGAAAAUGCUGACUUGUUAAUAUAGUAACAGUGAUCAAGCGAGACAGUGAAAUAUCAAGCAAGACAAAAAAUUUGUAACUGAGGGAUACGAAAUUGAUGUAAUGAAUGGAAGGUUGAGAAUUUGAUUGUAGAUGGAAAUUCCCAUCCAAUCCACAGCACAAACAAAUGAAUGAUAAAAGUAAACAUAUACAAAUGGAAUUUUAAUGAAUAUAGUAAAGUACUUUUUUUAGUCUGAACAAGAUAGGAGAGAGGAAAGAACUUAAUGUACACACAAAAGUUUGCUUGAAUAUUGUAACGAACAAUAAGACUUUUUGUAGGUUCAUUAAAAAAGAUAUAUCCUAUGUUUA